AAAAUGGAUACACGUUUAUCUAAUAAAACAGACGGAUAGUCAUAGGAGGAUAAGAGGGACUACGUCUACGUGUGAUUAGCUAGUACUGGGUAUCGGUUUAUCUUAGUCUUCAUAGCUGACUACAAGCUUGGCAUUUUGGCUGACGCAAACCUUAUAUAUACAUCGAAAACCUUCUCAGCUUCUAUCAACCAAACAUUGUCAGACUAAGAAGAAAAGAUACAAUGAAUAACUAUUACCUAGCAGCAUCAGCCGCUUUUCUUGUAUUGUUCAUUCUGCAAGCUGAAGGAUGUAGCCCAAGUGGAAAGAUCAGGGGAAGAAAGGCGCCGCCAGGACAAUGCAACCAAGAGAAUGGCUCUGACUGCUGUGUCAAGGGUAAGAUGUACACAACCUACAAAUGCUCCCCUCCAGUCAAUGACAACACCAAAGCGACCUUAACUCUGAAUAGUUUUCAGAAGAAUGGUGACGGUGGGGGUCCUUCUGCAUGUGACAAUCAGUAUCACAACGACGACACUCCUGUUGUGGCAUUGUCAACAGGUUGGUACAAAGGAGGAUCGAGAUGCCUAAACAAAAUUAGGGUGAGUGCUAAUGGAAGAAGCGUGGUUGCCAAAGUAGUCGACGAGUGUGACUCUACCAUGGGAUGUGACAAAGAACAUGACUAUCAACCCCCAUGCUCAAACAAUAUUGUGGAUGCUUCAAAGGCAGUUUGGGAAGCCCUGGGUUUGGAUCAGAAUGUAGGGGAGGUUGACAUUACCUGGACUGAUGCUUAGUACCGCAUUACAGUUUAUAUUACCAAUUAACUUAUCCGUAUCGUUUGUGUAAUUAUCUGUAUUGUUUGUGAGUAAAAAUUAAGAAAUGUAAAUUGCUUAAUUGUGACCUA
Molecule: messenger RNA, 877 nt
Organism: Daucus carota subsp. sativus
Lineage: Eukaryota; Viridiplantae; Streptophyta; Magnoliopsida; Apiales; Apiaceae
Product: kiwellin-1
Exons: 1
Coding region: 222-767 (181 amino acids)
Source: RefSeq, a predicted model, not a curated record